Molecule: messenger RNA, 1808 nt
Organism: Apus apus (common swift)
Lineage: Eukaryota; Metazoa; Chordata; Aves; Apodiformes; Apodidae
Gene: TMEM120A
Product: transmembrane protein 120A
Exons: 12
Coding region: 80-1105 (341 amino acids)
Biological process (GO): fat cell differentiation
Cellular component (GO): membrane
Source: RefSeq, a predicted model, not a curated record
CCGGAAGCGGCGGGGCCGGGCGGUCGCUGCCGCUCGCCCCGGGCCGGCUCCUCCGGCUCCUCCGGCCGCCAUCGCCGCCAUGGCCCGCGGCCCCUCGCCCGCCGAGAGCCUGCGGGAGUGGGAGGAGCUGCAGGACGGAUACCAGCGCAUCCAGGAUAAUCACAAGCUGUACAAGCAGAAACUCGAGGAGCUGACCAAGCUCCAGGAUGGGAUCUCCAGCUCCAUCUCACGGCAGAAGAAGCGGCUGAAGGAGCUUUCAUUGUCCCUCAAAAAAUGCAAAGCCCACGUGAGUCCCGAGCAGGAGGAAUCCAUCCAGGAGAUCCAGAACCUAAUAAAAGAGAGGCAGAACAUUUUCUUCGAGAUGGAGGCCUAUCUGCCAAAGAAGAAUGGGUUGUACCUGAGCCUGGUGCUGGGGAACGUGAACGUGACGCUGCUCAGCAAGCAGGCCAAGUUUGCAUAUAAAGAUGAGUAUGAGAAGUUCAAGCUCUACCUCACCAUCAUCUUACUCAUUGUCUCCUUCUCCUGUCGGUUCCUCCUCAACUCCAGGGUGACAGAUGCUGUCUUUAACUUCCUCCUGGUGUGGUACUACUGCACCCUCACCAUCCGGGAGAGCAUCUUGAUCAACAACGGAUCCAAAAUCAAAGGCUGGUGGGUUUUCCAUCACUACGUCUCCACCUUCCUCUCAGGGGUUAUGCUGACAUGGCCAGAUGGGCUCAUGUACCAGAUGUUCAGGAACCAGUUCCUCUCCUUCUCCAUGUACCAGAGCUUCGUGCAGUUCCUCCAGUACUACUACCAGAGCGGGUGCUUGUACCGGCUGCGGGCGCUGGGCGAGAGGCACAACAUGGACCUGACUGUGGAGGGCUUCCAGUCCUGGAUGUGGAGAGGCCUCACGUUCCUGCUUCCCUUCCUCUUCUUUGGACAGUUCUGGCAGCUCUACAAUGCUGUCACCCUCUUCCGCAUGAUCCAGCACCCGGAAUGCAAGGAGUGGCAGGUCCUCAUGUGUGGGAUCCCCUUCUUCAUCCUCUUCCUGGGGAACUUCUUCACCACUCUCCGUGUCGUCCACCAGAAGUUUCAGAACAAGAACCAAGACACAAAGCAGAAUUGAAGGGGAGCAGUGUGGGGGCCAGGACUGUUUCUCCCCACCAGCUCCAUCUCCCAUUCCCCUCUCCUCGAUGCCGUCCGGAUGCUGGUGUCUCACCCCAUUCCUUGGAAUCCUGGGUGUGGGACAGAGCUUGAGGCCUGCUCACCAACAGACAGGGUCUUCCCUGCAGUGCCAGAACCAUGCUGGAGUCACUCACCUGCAGGCAGGAGCACCCUGCAUCCUUUCCUGGCUGCCUUCCUCCUCCAGGAGAGCCUGGGUGCUGCCCUUCCUUCUCUUUGCCCUGGAGACACCAGGAUGGUUCCCGAGCUCUGCCAGCACUCCCCAUCCCACUGCAGGCAGGGAGCAGCCUGGGGUUCCCAGCUUGCAUCAACUCCCUCAGGACAGGGCAGUGCCCAGGGCUCGUGCUGCCUCUCAGGCCCAGCUCCUGGGGUGCUCAAGGCUCUCCCCAGGGCACCCCUGGGUGCUGAAGGCAGAGGUAAACAGGGUCUCACAUCACCCUGGCUGGAGGCAAUUGCUGUCCUAGCAGCCCCGUUGCCUUCCAAGGCAGCUGGAGGACACACCCACAAUGGGUUCCUUCAAGCUGUGGCCCUGCAGGGGCGGGAACAGCCUGAGCCUGCCCCAGGUGUCACCCUGGAGCUGUGCAAGCAGCACCCUGGCCUGGCACCUCUGGAUGCACACGCACAAAUAAAGGGAAGGUGCUGCCUCA